AUGCGCUUCCCGUUCCGAAUUAGGGAAGUCCAAGGCGAACGCUGCGGGUACGAGGGUUCGAAGUCUCGUGCGACAGGCGAAACCGAACGAUCCUCCAUUUGUCUGAAGCAGUGGACUUCGUCGUGGACAGUGGACACCAUCGAUUAUGCCCAUCAGUACAUUCGAAUGAAGGACCCGGACGAUUGCCUCCCGAAACGGAUUCUGGAGGACCGCUUCCUGAGCCCAUCCUCGCCCUUUGAAGCCCGGGACUACGAGUACUUCACGCUGGCGAACUGCUCGUCCACGAAUUCCUCCACUGUCGGGCCAGUAAGCGGCAUCGCGAGGCUCGACUGCCUCAGUCCAGCACGGGACAUGGUGGUGGCCCUGGUCAUAGACGAUGAGCUCGCCUUGUCAUGGUUGAUGCAGCAUGAGUGCAACCUGUCGAUGAUCUCGGUCCCUCGGCGGGGGAAACAUCCGAUGGACAUAAUCGAAGGCAUGUGGUGGAGUUGGUUCAGGUCUUCGUCCGUCCCCGUCUCGAUCGAAAUUAGCUCCAACCGCGUCCCAGGUUCAGCUCCACGGAACGCGGUCAGCGGGGAAGCCGUCGAAAUGGCCUGA
Eucalyptus grandis is the source of this 594-nucleotide messenger RNA. Its product is annotated as putative RING-H2 finger protein ATL21A. The record is from RefSeq and is a predicted model, not a curated record. Bases 1 to 594 code for a protein of 197 amino acids. Lineage: Eukaryota; Viridiplantae; Streptophyta; Magnoliopsida; Myrtales; Myrtaceae. The transcript is spliced from 2 exons.